Molecule: messenger RNA, 979 nt
Organism: Leptonychotes weddellii (Weddell seal)
Lineage: Eukaryota; Metazoa; Chordata; Mammalia; Carnivora; Phocidae
Source: RefSeq, a predicted model, not a curated record
AUGAAUACUGCCCACCAAGAGGCCAUUGUAAGAGUGAGAUGCACAAAAUCUCCAGAAUACCCUGAGGUACUGAAGAGUGAGCCGUAUGGGGAGAAGGCUGAUGUCUGGGCGGCCGGCUGCAUCCUUUAUCAGAUGGCAACUCUGAAUCCUCCCUUCUAUAGCACCAACAUGCUCUCCCUGGCUACAAAAAUAGUGGAGGCGGUUUAUGAACCAGUGCCAGAAGGCAUCUACUCUGAGAAAGUGACAGAUACCAUCAGCAGGUGCCUCACUCCUGAUGCAGAAGCCCGCCCAGAUAUCAUAGAAGUCAGCUCGAUGAUAUCAGACGUCAUGAUGAAGUAUUUAGACAACUUGUCUACAUCUCAGCUGGCUUUGGAGAAGAAGCUGGAACGGGAACGGAAGCGCACACAGAGGUACUUUAUGGAAGCCAACCGGAAUGCUGUCACAUGUCACCAUGAGCUGGCUCUGUUAUGUCAUGAGACCUUUGAGAAGGCAAGCCUGAGUAGUAACAGCAGUGGGGCCGCCAGCCUGAAAAGCGACCUUUCAGAAAGCGCAGACCUGCCCCCCGAGGGCUUCCAGGCCCCCUGCGGUAAGGAUGAAGACAGGGCCUGUGAUGACAUCCUGUCAGAGGAGAACUUAAACUCGGAGAAUAUUGAGAAAGAUAUGUACUCAGAGCUAGAUGAUGAACUGGACAUUUCGGACAACUCCAGCAGCUCCAGUUCGAGCCCUUUAAAAGAAUCUACAUUCAGCAUUUUAAAGAGAAGUUUUAGUGCCUCAGGAAGAGAAAGACAAUCCCAAACAAGGGACUUCAGUGGUGGAAUAGGAUCCAGACCAAGACCAGCUUUGCUGCCUCUUGACCUGCUUCUGAAAGUACCACCCCUCAUGCUCAGGGCCCACGUUAAGGAGCUAGAGGCCGAGUUAGUGACGGGGUGGCAGUCCCAUAGCCUUCCCGCUGUGAUUCUUCGCAAUCUCAAAGAUCAUG